AUGGCAAUUCAGAUCAGUGACUUCGAUGUGGCUCCUCCUUCACUGUCUGACUUUUCGGAGCCCAGUCUCCAAGCCAAAGCAUUCAUCGAGCACGUAAAACUUUGCAAGAUUAUAGGUCGCGUCUCGCAGCUACUGAACAGCGGUGCGUCACUCAAUUCCGACGAGAGCUCGGCGCUGAAGGCGUCUCUCUGUCAAUGGAUACGCAGACUGCCCCCAGAGCUCUCCCUCUACGAUGCAGUGGGUUUGCGUCAGCCUUAUAAGAAGGAAGUUACCGGUCUGCACUUGGUUUAUUUUACUGCCAUCGUUUUACUACAGGCCGCUACGAGAGGAUACAAUUCGCAAUGGAAGGCAUCCCCGAUUUCUCUUCUUGCUUCGUCCUGCGUCGCUCGUCUCUACGAGGAAACCCAACUCCGAGAGGAUAGUUGCCGCUUAGAGGAGCUGGGAAUCUUGCGUUCAACGGUCGAACAACUCUCCACGAGGUUUGGCGGCGCCGGCACAGUGCUGCGUAAUAUGGAAGCCCUGGAAACCGAGCUGCAGCAGAGAAGAAGCGACAGCUCCAUUGAUGACAUGAUGCAGGCUGAAGAGAACAUUCUCGCGGGGGAUGGAGAACAAAUGGAAGAGCUUUUCCCAUUUCCUCCUGAGCUCUGUCCCAAUAUGGAUUUACUUAAUACUGCUGGAGCUACCCGGAUGGAGGAGUCACUGAACAUCACCAAUUCAUUUGUACAGGACCUGCCCGAGUGGAUUUUCGGGGACGCUUCAUCUUUCUCGGGCAUUUUUGAGAGCGAAAUAGUGUAG
This is a messenger RNA of Clonostachys byssicola, 795 nucleotides long. Lineage: Eukaryota; Fungi; Ascomycota; Sordariomycetes; Hypocreales; Bionectriaceae. The record is from the annotation of a GenBank genome assembly.